CUGAAAAUAGAUCCAGCUGGGUUUGGUCUGACCAUCAUCAUCCUCGCUUGCUCCUCUUUCCUCCAGUUUCCUCGGGAAAAUCGGACUGUAUCCGCCGCUACCUGAAGGAUUUACUAACACGUUCUCCUCUUAGCGCGAAUUAAACCGUCCAGUCCGCCGGAAAUAGCCUGAAAUCUUUAUUUCCGCUGUUUAUUUCUGCCUGUGAAGCCGAAGAGAGGAUGUCUGUCGCGGGGUUGAAAAAGCAGUUCCAUAAAGCCACCCAGAAAGUCAGCGAGAAAGUCGGAGGAGCAGAAGGAACCAAGCUGGACGAUGACUUCAAGGAAAUGGAAAAGAAGGUGGACAUCACCAGCAGAGCGGUGCUGGACAUCAUGACCAAAACCACAGAGUACCUGCAGCCCAACCCAGCAUCCAGAGCCAAGCUGAGUAUGAUCAACACCAUGUCGAAGAUCCGCGGCCAGGAGAAGGGGCCCGGCUACCCGCAGGCCGAGUCCAUCCUGGGAGACGCCAUGCUGAAGUUCGGGCGGGAUCUGGGAGAAGAGUCCUGCUUUGGCCUGGCGCUGAUCGACGCCGGCGAGGCCAUGAAGGAGCUCGGCGAGGUGAAGGACGCCCUGGACAUGGAGGUCAAGCAGAACUUCAUCGACCCGCUGCAGAACCUCCACGACAAAGACCUGAAGGAAAUCCAGCAUCAUCUGAAGAAAAUGGAGGGCCGGCGUCUGGACUUCGACUACAAGAAGAAACGCCAGGGGAAAGUCCAGGACGACGAGAUCAAGCAGGCGCUGGAGAAGUUCGACGAGAGCAAAGAGAUCGCCGAGCAGAGCAUGUUCAACCUGCUGGAGAGCGACAUAGAGCAGGUGAGCCAGCUGGCAGCGCUGGUCCAGGCCCAGUUGGAGUACCACAGCCGCUCCUCAGAAAUCCUCCAGCAGCUCUCCAGCAAGAUGGAGGACAGGAUAAAAGAGGUGUCCAGUAAACCCAGGAAGGAGUACACUCCCAAACCCAAGAUGACUCUGGAGCUCCUGCCCCCCAGCGAGAGCCACAACGGGGGGAUCCACUCGGCCAAAUCCCCGGGGAAAUCACCAGCGCCGAUGGACCAGCCCUGCUGUCGAGCGCUCUACGACUUUGAGCCAGAGAACGAGGGCGAGUUGGGCUUCAAGGAGGGCGACAUCAUCACUCUGACCAAUCAGAUUGACGAGAACUGGUACGAGGGCAUGAUCAACGGCCAGUCGGGCUUCUUCCCCAUCAACUACGUGGAUAUCCUGGUGCCGCUGCCCCACUAGUGUCCAGCCGGCCGCCCGGUCCUUCCCUCUUGACCAAUCCGGACACCCGUGAAACAGCCUGUAUUUGCAGAAACGACAAAUCACGCCCUCCUUCUACUUCUUCUUCUUCUUCUGUGCUUCUGUGCAAUUCUGCUUUCACUACAACGGACCGAAACGAGAGAGGCGCUGGACAACACAGGACUUUCAAAAAGAGACGAUGAGGAGGAGACUGUAGGGUAAGCGGCGCAGCGACGGAGGACUGAAAGAGACGAGAAGACGGAGAGAUGUUGGUCUGUUGAAGCAUGGUGCUUAGCCUGGCAGCAAUGGACACCAACGAGGCUUUGGAGACUUGCGAACAAGGCUCAGUGUAUUAUGUACGUGCAUGUCUGAAUGUGUGUUUCAACCUGUCCGUACUCCGUUAUGACGAAGCCAGCACAAAUUCCUGCUCAUCGGUUACCAACCUGACGGCUUUUCCUCAUCCCUUUGCUUUGACUUCUUCUGCUUUUCUACAAGUUUUCAUUUUUGUUCUCUCCGUCUUACUAGCACUGCCUUUUAGCAUGGCUCUGUAGCCUGUAGAGCUACAGCUGUUGUCAUUUCUGCCUUUCUGAGUCGGGGUAGAUUUUCAGUUCAGUGGUUGGAUGCAUGGACCAGCCACAUCAACGGUUUAGGAGAUUAGACCCAGUUUCAGGGUGAAUACCAGGUUUAAUCCCUUGUUUUGAGUUUAUCUGUCUUGAGUUUAUCUGUCUUGGAUGGAGACUUUAGCAGAGUUUUAGGAGACAGCAGCCAUGUUGGAUCGGUGAAAGAGAGGAAAACCUUGAGGUUGCCGUGUUCUACAGCGGCUAAAAUGAACUGGUAACCAUUUGUAGAAAGAUUUGCACUGAGCUAAAGAGAAGUUUUGUUUUCUGUCCUCUUAGAGUCACAUCUGUUGGUUUUAAAGAUGGAGCUGCUUGCGGAUUUGUCUAGUUCCCUGCCUUUGCAUGCGAGACUGACUCACAGAAACGUUUAACGUUCAGGACUUUGCAUUCAGUUCGGAUGUAGAUCACUGCCUCCCCAAAACGACACAUAACUGUUGAAGUAGGAAACAAAAUAGUUUACAGAAAGCUUGUCGCCUGCAGCAGUUACAGUUUUCAGUCAUUUCACCAACAACCGGUUUGCCAUCAGUCAGAUUUUAACGUAAAAUGAAUUUAUUAAAAUUUGUAGCUUCUUAGGGAGACAAAAAGGCCAUUUCUGAUCAUCUUUAUCAUAUAAAAAAUGCCACUUGAAGGAGUCAGACUUUGAUUUCUGCAUUAAUGAGAUUUAUUUGAACAAGUGAACUCUAAAAACUGUCAAUGACCAAUUCUGGCCUAAAACAUGAACUUGACAAAAACACAAUUUCUUCACUAAUACAUAAUUAAAUCUUAUUUUUAUAUAUAGUUUGAUACACUGACCAGUUCCUUUACUAUAGCAACUAUUACCAGUUUUUUAUUUCCUAACGUUAUUUGGGUUAAACUUUACAGUUAUAACUAUUUGCAAGAUGUUGCAUCACCAAAUUCUGUUUUAAUGCAACAACCGAACUUAUUAUGUUUUCACAUUGUAGCAUAUUUAAUUUCCCUUUGGGAUCAAUAAAUUAUUCUUUAACUGACCUGAACAUUAUUCAUGCAGGUCUUCAGUGGUACAGAACUUCAGAAGGUUAUUUUUGAGUCCACAUAAACAUUAAAACUCCCUCCAGGUUUCCAGCUGGAUGGGGAAAAUCCUAGAACCUCAAUGGUGCUCCGAGAAUUUUGUUCUGGUUCUAGAAUUUUCAACAGAAAAGAUAAAAAAUAUAGUUUGGGUUUGUUCAUAAAACCAGUUUCAUUGUUGGUGGUAAAUAUCGUCCAUUCUUGUUCUAGAUGAUGUAUAAUUAGACAGGACAGUGGGACUGGAACCACAGCUGCUCGUUUUAGUUCCUGCAGCAGUGGCGCUCUUUUUAAUUGGGUUUAAAGGUGUUUGUUACAACCUCAUGAAAGAGAUUAAGUUGGUAACUGUUGUAUAUGGCUCUUCAAUAAUGCAGUAGUUUAUCAAGCACUUAAGCUAUACUGGUAGUAAUAAAAAAUACAUCAAUAAAAAAAACCUUUAGUUCACGUAAAUAUUUUAGUGAAACAUCUGAAAUGUUCGGUUUCUGACUUUAUGCUAGCUACAUGUUUUUAAACAUCUAGAGGUUUAAGAUUAGUAUGUGUUCCAGAAGCCAGUUGAAAUUCACAUACUGAUGAGGCAUAGCUGUUUCAAUGUUUUGAUUUUGCAAAACUGAAAAGGCAUUUUUACAUUUCUAGGAGUUUUGCUAGCAAAAAAUAUAAGCGGAGUGCUAAAUGUUGUACUUGUGGCUUCCUCUUGUACCGUAGUGCUCUUUAUAAAUGGCUCCAAAUUUACAUUAAAACGUUUUUUAAUUCCAAUAUUAAGCAUUAAUUCUAAAUUAAAACUCUGCUCUCCUGGUAAUAAUUGCAUUUAACAAACGAUAUCAGCAGGAAUCUGUGCUAGCAAAGCUAAUGCUAACUGGGUAAAGAGUGGCUAAUCACACACAACCGUUAGCAUCGUAUAUAUUUGUGCUUUAAUGAAUCAGUGUUGAGCAGAGAACUCAUCAGUAUUCGCUGGCUAGAUACUGAAUACCUCAUUCAGCAAAGUAAACUAAGUCUUUUGGAUUAGAUUGUCAGAAGGACAUGCUUCAUUUAUAAGCACUGCUCGCUUUUGUCACGUCUUACUAGUGAAAUUAUUUUAAAUAGGUAAUCUAACGUCUGUGGUAACAUUUUAAAGUACAUGGACUUAUUUCCAUUAGUAAGGAUUUCGAUACAAGUAAAAGAUCAUACUGUCGAUGACUUUUGUAUUGACUUUUGUAUUGAGUUUUAAAACAGACAAGUGAGUAUCCUUCAUAUACUAUCCAUCUAAAUUCAGUUGAAAAAUAUCGCAAGUAUUAUUUCUCUCUAAAUUUCCAGCUGUUUUAAUAAUUACAACACAGACUACAGAUUUUUGUCUUCGUUGUUCUUCAGCUUUGUGGUUAAUUGACAGAAGCAACUAUACCUCAUUAAUGCUUUAUCAAAUGACAUUAAGCCAGUGAUGAAAGGAUUUAACAUGUCAUACACUAUUUUGGCUGGAGAAUAGUGAACUUUGAAGCUGUAGAAACAUAAAAUAGAGUAUUUUAGACAUGAAUGAUAAUAUUAUAAAACUGUAGUGUCAAGCUAACCACAGCGAUCUACUGUCAAACAAUAAACACCAUGGCAAUAAAUUAUGAUGCAACAAUAAAAUGUAACAUUUCAAUAAGAACUCUAUCUAUCUAUCUAUCUAUCUAUCUAUCUAUCUAUCUAUCUAUCUAUCUAUCUAUCUAUCUAUCUAUCUAUCUAUCUAUCUAUCGAUUGGCUAGCUAGCGUGCUAGCUCACUAGCAAUCUCUAGUUAAGUCUAUCUGUUAGCUAGCUAGCUUGCAUGUUAGCUAGCGGUCCCUAGCUAACAGUCUAUCUAUUGGCUAGUUAGCUUGCGUGCUAGCUAGUUAUCUCUAGCUCUAACAGUCUAUCUGUUGGCUAGCUAACUUGCAUGCUAGCUAGCGAUCUCUAGCUGACAUUCCAAUGUGCGACACCAAAAUGAACUUUCUCUGCCACAUUCUAGCUAAUCCUUAACUGUUGCAGGUUGUUGUAGAAGAUGGAGGUUUGGAGCACAAUGUAUGUUCAGUGUUUUUCUUUUUUAUUUUAUAUUAUUUAUUUUUUUAGCUUUUUUUCAUUGUGUGAACUUCUGUGUUUACAAAUCUGAUUUUCAGAUUCUGUCUGUGGAAAGUUUGUGAGUUGCAUGCAACCGAAGCGCUUAAUGUGUGCUGUCAAGGAUGGCUGUCCAAACACAAAAUUAGUAAAAAUACAAAUAGUGAGACGUCUGUCUCACCAGCUUUCUUUGUGAGCAAUUAGCCUAUUUUGGAAAUUGCUAUAUAAUUGCUCUGUGGGUUGUUAUUUUACAGCUUUUAGCCCACUUAGGUCUAAGCAUUCCUAUUUAAACUACAAAGUGCUUUAUGACAUUUUUAUUUUCUGUUAAAUGUCUUAAUUUAAUUCGGCCCUGCUUUUGUCUGUUUCUGUUUUUCGUCCUUGCCGAUUUGCCCUCUAUGGCGACAUGUAUUCUAACCUCAAUGAGGGACUUGUUGUACAGUGUUAUUCUCCAUGUUCGCUAUUCACAUAAGUGAGUGUCAGACCUCGGCGACUUUACUUGCCUCUGCUUAGUUUUCAGCGUAGUGUGGACUGAAGGAUAAAACGUAGCACUUAAACCAAACCUGGUUUCAUCUCAGCCUUUCAUCGGUUGGAAGCUAGCAAAAACACUCAUCUGGGAUGAUCUUCAAACUAUUUAAGAAAGGAAAAAAGCUGAGCAUUGAUAUUAAAAUGCAAUGCUUUUUCAGUUUGAGUUUAAAUUGAGACUUGGUCAUCUGCUUUCUUCUGUUAGUUUUUGUGGGGGCAUCAAAAGACUUUAUCCAAUGGAGUUGCCCUUUUUCUGCUUCGAUGGCACCAAAAAAGCCAUUUUUCUCCUGUAAUUUACUUGCAUCAUCAUGACGAAAAUUAGUGCAGCGUUCCAUUUACUUCAAAGACAGGAACUGUGAGCCCCGAAAGAGCCAAAGAAGAAAAAGAAAAAUGUGCUUUAGCAAGAUCCUGACUUGUUAGUGCAAGAUCCCAGAAAGGUUUUGCAAACCCCUCUGAGUUUCCUUGUGACAACAGACAAAGAUUUGCAAGAUCAAGAGGAGUGAUGAAAUCCCACAAAAGUUUCAUUAGAUCAAGCAAAACUUGAGAAGGAUUAAUGCAAUUAGUGUUUAGUAGUGGACAGCUGUGUUGGCCUAGUCACUGCCCGAGUGUUGUUGCAGUUUGUCUACAUUGACAAAUGCUUAAAUGAAACUCAAACUUAUGAUUUCUUUGUCUUGUCUCAGGCCUAGACCACAUGUAGGUCAAUAUCUGGUCAAACAAAUACAUUUUGAUGUGUUUUUGCCUUUUUUCCAAACAAAAACUGUUUAAUAUCACUUAAAUGAUUAUAAAACUCAGGCCCAAGUGGAGAUUUGGGAGAACUCUGUAUUUGUCUUUGCAACAAAUAAUACACCAAUUUAUCCACAAACCUCAUUUUACACAAUUCCCAAUCGACAUCGUCUUAUUUUAAUAACUUUAUAUUCUAAUACACUAUUUAAACGUAGUUCAACCCAUAAGUCUGUCCACACAAAUGAACCUCCUGGCGCCGUGUUUAAUUCCUAACAGGAAGUUGGGAUUGUUUUGAGACGAUCUGAUCAGCUGACAGGUUUUAGCUUAGCGUUACACUGCCCCCUAUGGGUUUGGCAUGCUUAAUACAACGCUCUGGGCAGAUUUGUUUGGGUUCAACUGGUUGAAAACAUAUAUGAAACUGAUCCUGUGUGUACGAUAUUGUUUUUUGAAACAAUGGAGAGUCUUUCCCUUAUCUGCCUCUUGAACCCUCAUCUUUUUCAGGAACCCGCCAAACUUUUAUGGGAUCUUCCAAAAAAAAAGAAAAAAACAAGUCAGGAUCUCUGAACAUGUAUGGAAUCUCUGAGAACCUUUGAGAAAUCUUGCGACCCUUUUUUGGGAUCUUAUGAAACAAAAAUGUCAGAAUCUUCCAAAACCCAUUUGGGAUUUCACAAAAAUGGCAAAAUAUUGGAAAAUCUUACAGAUGUUGUAAAAAUUACUUGGAAUUUUGUAAAAGUAUGUUGUAAAGUACUUUUGGGGCUCAGUCUGAGAAUAACAUCUGUCCCAGUUUAACUGGUUUCCAGUAAAACUCAGUCUCUAAUCGUUGUCUUCAGUGAGCAGACUGAACGCUAGCAAUGCCAACCAACAGCAACAGGCUCUCUACAUUUAUCUAUGACUGUUUUGAAAAUAAAUACAGUUUUAUGUGUGUGUUUUAGCAAAUUUUCAACAGUCAUAAAUGCAGUUGGACAGUUCAAUCUGUCACCACAUGUCAUGCGUGUGGCGGCCAUAUUGGAUCUAAACUGAUGUUGCUCAACCUGUGAACCUGCCCUGCUUUCUGGAAAUGUUUGCACUAUGAUUUCUGAGGCAUAAUAAUUUGGCCUUGGUCUGACCUGUGGCUGUGUUACAUAAUGAAGCUGUACGCCUUGUGGCUGUAUUAAAAAUGAGAUAU
Messenger RNA from Poecilia latipinna (sailfin molly), 7359 nucleotides. Its product is annotated as endophilin-A1-like. Gene Ontology annotation, molecular function: protein binding. The coding region runs from base 219 to 1274 and encodes 351 amino acids. Gene Ontology annotation, cellular component: presynapse; cytoplasm; glutamatergic synapse. The record is from RefSeq and is a predicted model, not a curated record. Lineage: Eukaryota; Metazoa; Chordata; Actinopteri; Cyprinodontiformes; Poeciliidae. Gene Ontology annotation, biological process: synaptic vesicle uncoating. The transcript has 9 exons.